This is a messenger RNA of Thunnus maccoyii (southern bluefin tuna), 1567 nucleotides long. RefSeq names its product B-cell receptor CD22-like. Lineage: Eukaryota; Metazoa; Chordata; Actinopteri; Scombriformes; Scombridae. The transcript is spliced from 5 exons. The record is from RefSeq and is a predicted model, not a curated record. Bases 89 to 655 code for a protein of 188 amino acids.
UUUAAAGUUUAAACAAAGCCAUGUUAAAAGCAAACACAUUGACUCGACAUACAAUAUAUCAUACUGUCCUGCAUGUUAAUAUUAAUGAAUGUUUGUUGAUACAUCUUGUUCACCAGAUGCUCCAAAGCUUCCUUCUGUGUCAGUGAGUCCCUCUGGUGAGAUAGUGGAGGGCAGUUCAGUGACCCUGACCUGUAGCAGUGAUGCUAACCCAGCAGCUAAUUACACCUGGUACAAAGAGAAUGAAGCCUCACCAAAAGCAUCAGGACAGAUCUUCACCAUCACUGAUGUCAGAUCUGAACACAGUGGGAAUUAUUACUGUGAAGUCCAGAACAUCAGAGGACGUCAAAGCAUCACCAUACAUCUGACUGUGGCAGGAGCAUGGAAGUUAAUAGCUGUUGGAACAAUCGCUGCUGUUUUACUUGUCCUACUCAUCUUGGUUGCACUAUGCAUUAGAGCCUCUAAGCAACCGUCUAAACCUGCAGAGACAUUGGGCAACAGUGCACAGUGUCUACAGACACAAUCAGCCGAGCAGCAGGAUGCCCUUCUCUGUACCACUGUUGAUUUGUCCAAGGAACAGGCAGAUACUCUCUGCUCCAAUAUCAGCCCAGCUCAGCCCCGAAGACACAAGGAGGAAGAAGAGGCAUUGAGUGUGUGAAAAUGAACAGUGGCAAUGCAGCCCCAAGAAACAGAAGCCAGGAAACUGCUGCGUUGUAUAUCGCAAUCAACAAAACCCCCAAAUAACAUGGAGAAUUUUUUCUUUAUUUGUAUUUAAUCAGUUGUGGUUUCUCAGAACAGACCUGUCCAGGAAUAGAGAUAUACUGUAUGUGGACAAUAGAUCUCUAAUGUAAAUACACACAUUUCAAUAGAACAUGCAACAGUAUUCAGAGUUUGUUUUUUUCACCAAAGGUCAGCCAUGUGUAAAGUACUCAUGACUUAGUGCAUAUGUGUAAUAUGUUUUUACCUGAUGAAUCUUAGUCACUUGGUGCCAUAACAGGAGCCCUAAUAUCAUUUGUUGGUGCAGUGGAACAUCAACAACUGCAUUUGCUGGACUGCACAAUCAAGCCACAGCAACCACUACCUGGAAUUGAAGCCAGAGUGUCUGCAGAUGAAUAGUUUCCUCCCUCUCAGUCUGAUCCCUUUUGUAAUUCAUGCAAAUCAAGCAGACAUUUUCUAUAUAAUCUCUAGAAAUGCAAUGAUUAUUAGAUGAAUUUAUUUGUUGAUUGACAGAAAAUUAAUCUGCAACUAUUUUGAUAAUUGAAUAAUCAUUUCAGAUAAGCAAGUAAGUAAACUUGCCCAAACAUUACUGGUUUCAGCUUCUCAAAUGUGACAAUUUAAUGCUUUUCUUUGUCAUAACAAAGAAAAUCACCCAGAUUUAAGGAGCCCUAAAUCUGUUGACGCUUUCAAAUGAAAUCUUAAGACACAUCUUUUUACCAUUGCUUUCUCCUGAAGUGUUUUUACCUCACAGUUGUUUUAUCUUGUCUUAUCCUGUCAUUUAAAUUUAAUUUUAUCUUGUUUUUUUAUUCACCUUGUUUUAUCGUAAAUGCUAUGAUUAUCUGAUUUUAUGUAC